Messenger RNA from Auxenochlorella protothecoides, 711 nucleotides. Its product is annotated as Cyclin-P3-1. NCBI's taxonomy places the organism in Eukaryota, Viridiplantae, Chlorophyta, Trebouxiophyceae, Chlorellales, Chlorellaceae. Gene Ontology annotation, molecular function: protein kinase binding. Gene Ontology annotation, biological process: regulation of cyclin-dependent protein serine/threonine kinase activity. The transcript is spliced from 3 exons. The coding region runs from base 1 to 711 and encodes 236 amino acids. The record is from RefSeq and is a predicted model, not a curated record.
AUGGUGCAGGCUGGUCACAUACACCUGCAGUCCCCCCCCGAGCUUUCCAUCCUAGCAUCCUGCAGCUUCCCCAGCGUUCUUUCAGAGGCCAUCGAGGCGAGCGUGGUCGAGCCCAACCAUGCCAGGAGCGCCGACGCCAUCCCCCUGCACUCGGCCUCCCCACCUCGCAUCGGGCUGGGGGCCUACAUGGGGCGCCUGCUCAAGUACUGCCGCUGCUCCCCGGCAUGCCUGGCCUAUGCCUACGUCUACAUGAAGCGCCUGGCUGCCAUGGGCGGCAUGGCGGUGACGUCCACCAGCAAGCACCGCUUGCUCCUCACCGGCACCGUCAUCGCGGCUAAGCUGGUGGACGAUCGCUGCUUCAGCAACAACCACUACGCGCACGUCGGCGGGGUGAGCCUGCACGAGCUGAACCGCAUGGAAUUGAGCAUGCUGCGCAUGCUGAGCUACCGUGCCCAAGUCGGAGCCGAGGAGCUGGCCGAGCAUCUCCUGGGCAUCACCUGCGUGCCAGAGGUCGCCGCCCUCCCUUUUGAUCGGCCGGGCAUGCCGCCGCCCUCCCCCAGCUGCCCCGCGCCCCAAUCCACCCCGUCGGCCCCGCUCGACGACGGCCCCACCCAGGAGCAGCCCCGCCACGUCCGGGCGCGCCACUGCAGCAUGGAUAUGGACACCGAGUCCGGCCUGAACGGCCUGGACGGUAUUGUGCCCGCCGUAUAG